AUGGACAUUUUCAACGAUGAAUUCUUUUCAAAAAUCGCAGUUCCAAUGGUCAGAGAUUAUUCGAUUUUGACAAUGGAACCAGAAAAACUUGCGGAAAAUUCAGAAAACGACAAUUAUUUCAAGGAGAAUUUUCCGAGUGAGUUUUAAUGUUUUGGCGUGGAGUUUCAUAAUUUUUUAUUUCAGGAAUUGUGCUCGAAACUCCAAAGAAAAGUCAAUAUUCAGAAGAAAUCGAUGUUAUCAAAGAUUUCGACAGACUCGCCUUAUUCAAUCCAAAAACUCCCAAACUUCGAUUAUCGCAAAAACGACGAAGUUUACAGCAGAAAAUUGAAAAUGAGCAGAAAUUGGCGAAAAACGCUGCCACGUCAUCGAAAAUUCCAGUUUUUCACGGUGUUUUGACAAGAUCGAUGGCUUUGGAGAAAAAGAAAAAUGAGGAAGAAAAGGAGAAACCAAAACCGGCACAGAAACCAAGAAAAAUUGGAGUGGUGAGUUAUUUUUUGAUCUACCGCGCGGAAAUUUUUGAAAUGGGGAUGUUUUCGAAAAAAAAAUCUGGUCAUUUCCCAAGUUUUUCCCGUAAAUUCCGUUUCCACGUGGAUUUUUGGUGUUUUUUCAAAAAAAAAAUCCUGAUUUUCAGAUGCGAAUUGCUCAACCAUCUCCAGCCCGACAAUCCUCUCAAAAUCCACCGCGAAUGUCGCGCGACAAAAUCGCGGCAACACCACAGCAACCUCGCCAAUCCUUCCUCAAUCGUCCAACGCGUUCCUCGAUUCUCCGCGAAUCUGCGAUGAAAGCGCGGCUAUCAAAUUCGAAUGCGAAUCAACCGAUGCGACUUUUCAACGCGAAUCGCGGAUUAUUCGCGCCGUCUGCUGCGACAAAUGAAAAUGUUGCGAAUUCGCAACAAAAAUCAUCGGAAAAUCCGAUUCGAAGACCAUCAGUUUUGAGAGAAUCGCAUUCGAAUUCAUUGUUUUCGAGAUUAUCGACGCCGAAAAUUCGAAAAGCCGAAGAUUUGCGGGUAAAAGAACUAGAGGAGGAAAAUGCGAAAAAUCGACGAAGUGUGAUUUGUAGACCUGUUCCGGAUUAUGUGAGAAGCACGCGAAAAGAUGGGUUAGUUUUUUUUUAUAAAAAUAAUUUUUGGAAUCAGAAAUCCACGUGGAAAUUUGAAAAUUCAAAAUUUUUUUGGCUCAAAAACCCAGUUUGAAAUUGCAAAUUUGAAAACUAUGUUACAUCUUUUUUUACACAAAAACUUUUUAUUUAAAAAAAUUUUGAAACAGUUAAAAUUUUAGCUAUUUAUUUUUGAACUUUCUGGAACAAAUCAAGUUUUAUGUGAAUUGUAUUUUGAAAUUUUAAUUCUCAAAGCGAUGAAUUCAUAUAAAAUGCCUGAGCAGUCUAUAAUAUUUUUUCAAAAAAAAAUUCAGCUAAUUAAUUUCUUGAAACAGUAAAAUAUUUUGAAUUCAAAUUUUCCACAUGGCAUAUUUUAGUGAUAAAAUUUAAGAUAGCUAAUGUUCCUUCAAAAUUUCGAUCAAUUCACAGAAUUUUUUGCAGGCUUCCAUCAAUCGGUGGUCUUGUCGGAAUUCGCGCCCCAUCAAGAAGUCGAAAACCAUCAGAAUCGUCACAAAAAUAA
Messenger RNA from Caenorhabditis angaria, 1615 nucleotides. Lineage: Eukaryota; Metazoa; Nematoda; Chromadorea; Rhabditida; Rhabditidae. The record is from the annotation of a GenBank genome assembly.